AUGACACUCUUCUCUGCCCUUCCGGGACCAUUAAGGCAGCUGUACAAUCAGACACUCACAAAACAUUACGGAGUACAACCAACUCCCACUAUGUUAUCCAUGAUGUCCACAAUUGCGUUGGCAAGUUUGGGUCUCGGAAUCCUAUUCGGUAUUUUCUUGGGUGUACCUCUCAUUGAUACUCGUGGUAGAAAAACCGUUGCUGUUCAUAUUCGAUGUAUUCUCGGAUUAAUGUCGUGUGCAUUGCAAGCGCUCUCGGGUUGGCUUGAAAGCGCCGAGUUGUUCAUUUUGGGGCAACUCAUACUAGGGGUUUUGAUUCCCAUCGAUAUGGUAGUUAUCCCUAUAUUUGUUGUUGAAUGUGCACCAAACAAUCAUAGAGGAUUUGCUUCUGUUGCUCUUCAAGUGGGACAUAUGCUUGCUGUUUUAAUGGUGUAUUGGAUGUGUCUACCAUCUAUUUUGGGUACUUACCGAACAUGGGCUUUCAUACCAACAUUUGGAAUAGUGCUCUGCUUACUACUCUAUGCCACAACCAUCGGUAUUUAUGACUCGCCAAAGUGGCUAAUCGCUCGUGGCAAAAAAACUGAAGCUAUGAAAGCACUGCGAUUUUACCAGGGACUUCAUGAAAGCCAAGAAAGGGUGAUGGGAUUGCUCUGCCUUGAGUCCUGCUUGACUACCGCAAAGAGUAUGAAUAUAAAGACUGUGUGGAAGGACAUCUAUGCUAGAGAGGCAAUAAAAGUUAUUAUCGCCGUCCAAAUCAUGUUCACAUUUUCGCCAAUCACAAUAGAAAGAGGAUACUCGGUCAUUACACAUACAUCAUUGGGACUAACGGUGGAACAGUCCCUAAAGCUAAGCUGGCUGAGCACUCUCCUCUUAUCUCCUCUCAUUUUUCUGAGCACUUUUGCACUUGAUAAGCUUGGUCGUCGCCCAGUCGUAUUUAUUGCAGCUUCAAUACUGUUUUCCAAAACCCUCUUAAUGUUCGCUGCUCAACUGUUAGUUUUUUCCAUAUCAACUUCGCGGAUUACACGUUUAAUUGCGGUCGUCAACGAGUUCGCUACAGACUUUGUAUUCUCCACAGGAGCAGGAGCUGUGGCCUCACUACUUGUGGCUGAGUUGGUACCACCAGCCGCAAGAGUUGCAACAGCACAGAUAUUACUAUUCGUUUCUUUGCUAUCAUCAGUACCGAUAGCAACACCUUUUCCGAUUAUAAAUGCAAUAUUUGCUCCAGCUACAUAUGCACCCAUGCUGAUAUGCCAACCAUUCAUUUUUGCUUAUCUUGUAAGAAAUCUACCCGAGACAAAAUUGCUAUCAGUGUUUCAUAUUGUACGUACCUUUGAGGAAGAGGUCCGAUCAAGGGUUAACAAAUACCCUUUUAUCGGAGCAGACACCACUCUUGAAGUCGCGUUCCGGGAGCAAUUGUUCACUGCUCUAGAUACUCCACUACGACAGGAUUUUAGACUCGUAUAUAAAGUCCCUUUGUGA
Molecule: messenger RNA, 1476 nt
Organism: Strongylus vulgaris
Lineage: Eukaryota; Metazoa; Nematoda; Chromadorea; Rhabditida; Strongylidae
Source: the annotation of a GenBank genome assembly